Messenger RNA from Rhineura floridana, 4748 nucleotides. RefSeq names its product dickkopf WNT signaling pathway inhibitor 2 (gene DKK2). The record is from RefSeq and is a predicted model, not a curated record. Gene Ontology annotation, cellular component: extracellular region. Gene Ontology annotation, biological process: multicellular organism development; negative regulation of canonical Wnt signaling pathway. Bases 649 to 1464 code for a protein of 271 amino acids. Lineage: Eukaryota; Metazoa; Chordata; Lepidosauria; Squamata; Rhineuridae. Gene Ontology annotation, molecular function: co-receptor binding; receptor antagonist activity. The transcript has 4 exons.
CGACGGAGGGACGAGGCGGCUGCUUCAGCGUCUGCCUGGCUGGGCGCUGGUUGGUCUUCCGUCCAACCGGUCUCUCGCUCGCCUCCCAUCGGGAUGUCCGGGACCAGCUAACUGAAGGGGGCGGCGAUCCUGUCUCUUUCCAGACAGAAGAGAAGCGAAGGAGGGAGACCGAGCGGGCGAGCGAUCAAGCGCUUGAAGUUCGCCAGGCCAGCCUUUGCUGGGAGCGCGUCUGGUUUGAGUUUGCCCCGCAGGCUGCUCCCGCGGAAGCAGCUCCAGGCGGAGUAGGGGGGGGCGACCCGGGACCGCCGGCCUCGCUCCCUCUUUUCGGAAGCGCCAGCACCGCUCCGCGGGUGGAGAAGCUCCCCGGGGGCCGCCGCUGCCGCCGCCGCCCGCACGGACCAGCUGGCCCGCCAGUCCUUUUUCUCCCGGGGCUGCCUCUCCUGCCAAGAUCCCCCACGGAGCGAAGUCGCCUUCCAAAAUGACCCUCUGGGGCCUUUGAGGCGCAUCCCUGCGCUUCCCGAGCGUGGAGGAAAACCAAGCAGGAACUAGAAGAAGCAGAAGGGGCUACCUGCCUACCUAGAAGAUUAGCUCAGCUAAUAUAUCCCAUCCCCGGAAACGAAGAAGCCUUCCUUUCUGGGGCGAGGGGAGAUGAUCAUGCGGAGCUGGAACACGUUCUCCUCCUCUUCCCGCCCUCUCCUCUUCCUAGCCGCGGUCCUAGUAGUCGAGAGCUCGCAGCUAGACGGCACUAAGGUCAACUCCAUCAAGUCCACCCUGAUGGGCGAGACGCCGACGCAGGCGACGACCAACAGGUCGACCACCUUCCACCAAGGACUGGCUCUCGGGAGCAGCAAGAAGGGCAAAGUCUUGGGCCAGGCGGGCAAAGGGCUGAAGCAUUAUCACCGGCAAGGCGAGGCUUACCCUUGCACCAAUGACAAGGAGUGUGAAGUUGGCAAAUACUGCCAUAGUCCCCAUCAAGCAACAUCUGCCUGCAUGAUUUGUAGGAGGAAAAAGAGACGUUGCCACAGAGAUGGCAUGUGCUGUCCUGGGAACCGCUGCAACAAUGGUAUUUGUAUACCAGUGACUGAGAGCAUUCUCACACCCCACAUCCCAGCCCUAGAGGUUCCUCGCAACAAGAAAAAUAAUCACUAUCCUACCAAGGACUUGGGCUGGCAGAAUCUAGGGAAAGGACAGUCCAAGCUGACACACAUAAAAGGCCACGAAGGAGACUCCUGCUUAAGGUCCUCUGACUGCACCGAGGGCUUUUGUUGUGCUCGCCAUUUCUGGACCAAAAUUUGUAAGCCGGUCUUGCACCAGGGGGAAGUGUGCACCAAACAGCGCAAGAAAGGAUCCCAUGGCUUGGAGAUUUUCCAGAGGUGCGACUGUGCCAAAGGGCUGUCCUGCAAAAUCUGGAAAGAUGCCACCUACUCUUCAAAAGCAAGGCUUCAUGUGUGCCAGAAAAUCUGAUGGACUGGGAGACUGUCGUUAACAGGGGGUGAAGAUCCAGCAUACUGUACACAUUGCAACAUGGUUGCAAGGACUGUAAAUAAGAACCAAAUGGUCCACGUGUCCAUUGUGGUGGGAAGAGGCAUCAUCUCAUCUUAAAAUUAUAUUUCUGCCCUGGAGGUGAAUAUGAUGGCAGCUGGCCUUUUCAUUUGUGUCUUGGUGUCAUUCUGCCAAUGCUGCCAAACGUGUGGAAAAGCACACUACCAAUGACAUUUGACAUUUAACCCAUGCUCUGUGUAUGGCCUUGUGACUUCUCCACAUUAGUUGUGGUUAGGAUCCCCACACAAACAUGAUUGUACAGUAGUGCUAUAUGACAUAUUUACAACACAAAGCAGUGCUUUGCCAAAAGACAUUUCUAUCAACAUCUUCUUGGAUACUGAACAACAACAACAACAAAUCUUACUAAAUUGAAGCUAUGAGAGGCCAAGGGAAAAGUUACUGUGUAUGUCUUUGCCUUUUAACAUUACCCUUUAACAAUUCAAGGCUUUCACUGGAAUAAGAAAUGUUCUCCUGCCAAACACGUUUUAUAUCUGGUGGGCUGCAGAGCAAAUGAGAAAAUCUCACUUGUAUAGUGAUUUCACACACCCACACCAGAAGUUGCCUUGAACAGAGGCAAUGAAGCAGGGAUGAUGGUCUCGUUUCCUGUAUCGAUAAGCUUUUGGACUACAAUACUCUAGUGAUUUCAUCUUAAUUUACCAUACCCACUGGCUUCUGUUUGUCUCCGUUUACGGCUAGCACACAUGAGGCUAACAGAUAAAAGCAAACUGUCCAUGAAUGCAUCCUGAAUAGAAUGGUAUGCUGAGCUGCUAGUUAUAAAUAUUGGGGAAUUGAGGGUUGUAUUGUGAACUCUUUUUCAGCCUUGCCUCUAGAGGAGGUCUCCAGUAUCCAUUGACUACUAGAUAACAGCAUCAACAGGAUAUUCAAUGCAGAUGUUCUGCGGUUUGGAGACACUAAAACGGAAGUGUCAUAUGCCAGCAGCAAGAGGAAAAAAAUGAAAAGAAAACAAGGUGGACAUGGAGACAUGAUCUGUGAUUAAGAAAUGAUAUCACACAAUAAAAUAUAACAACUCUGACUGGCAAAUGUUUGGAAUGUGGAUAGUAUCACCUGCUACUGGAUUCCUAUCAACUGUAGUGGAUAACAGUGUUCGCUAUCACCACAGCAGUAUUAAUGGACUGACAAGAAAUGAAUGAUGACUUCUGUUCGAUCGUUUCCCAUCCCCCUCCUAGCACUCUUGCAUUUUCUCUUACUAUACUCACUUAUUUUUCAAAUGUGGUAUUUGUGUAAGUCUAAGCCUUGAAGAAAUAAAGGGGUAGGAACACUCUACGGGCAAUGUGGUUGACUGGAGGAGAGAAUAGAGUUCCUUUAACAAAAUGCUACUCUAUGGGCGAAUUCAGACUGCGUUUUUCCUGCUACAAUGUGCCAUUUGCAACCACAGUGUGAUCAUAUCCAUGUGGACAUGAAGCAUCUGAAGCGGUCUAACAAAAAUGGGUUCUGUGGCUAACAUGCUUUCCACAAGCCAUAUUUUCCUGGCUUUCUGAAGCCGCCUUAUGACAGUGUGUCAUGAAAAUUAUGGUCUAUUUGUAACUAAUAUCUGUAAAUCAAAAUCUCUCAGUAAACACAAGCCUUGUGCUACAUUUUCUCUAUCUCUAUUUUUUAAAAAAAGUAAUUCACAUAUAUCUGAAAAUAAGGAGAAUGGUUUAUCAUGUUAUUAUCAAACCACAGGGUUGGAAGGUGCCUAAAAUCUAUCUAGGGGCAUUUGCCUGCACUACAAAUGGAAACUGGCUUUGAUCCAAUCCAAUUGUCAUGGCCUCUUCACUAAGUGUAAUUUAGUGAGGAUGCUGAGAAUUAUUUAGUCUCCACUUCAGUAGUCUUUGAUGGAAUUCAGAGAAAGCUAUGACAAUGAAAUAGUUUAAGAGCAUAGUGCAUAUAUUUUCUCAUUCCAGCCCUUUGAUCUCAGGCCUCAGUAUCAACACCAAUACACAAUGUUCAACAACUUUAGGACAAUAUACAUGAUCUUGCGCAGGGUUGGGGAAUCUAUGACCCUCUUGAUGCUGUUGGACUAUAACUCUCCUCAUCCCUGACCAUUGGUCAUGCUGGCUGGGACUGAUGGAAGUUAAAUCCAACAAUGUUUAGAGGGCCAGCAACUCGGGGCAACUUUUGAGUGAGAAAACAGUAGUGAGGAAAUGAUUAACUGACUUCUCUCUAUACACACACAGACAUAACUUCAUUCAAAAUUUCAGCUUCCUAGUUGUGUUUUUCAAUGAAAAACAAGUCUUCAUAUCUAGCAUUAGUAUGCAAAAUGUAGUUUGCCCAUUGAUAACAACAUAUCAGAACCUGAGAGCAAAAGCAAACUGAUUUCAAUAUUAGGUCUGAUGCAUUGUCUAUGAUAAUCACAUUUUUCUAAAUAACAGUAUUAUACAGAGGACCUGUUUAAACUUUAAAAAGCAAAGGCUUGAUUCUGGAUCUCACUGGAUCUUAAGAGAUUAAGUACAGGAAGCUGUAAUUAGUUUACUUUAGUGCAGGAGUGGAAAACCUGUGAUCCUCCAGAUGUUGUUGGACUAUAGCAUGGAUUAGUUCUGACCAUUGGCCAUGAUGGCUUGGGCUGGAGGGCCCCAGUUUCCUCCCCACUCCUUCCAACUACAACAUCUGGAACUGCAUUGAGCAGGGGGUUGGACUUGAUGGCCUUAUAGGCCCCUUCCAACUCUACUAUUCUAUGCUAUGACCACAGUUUCCCUACCACUGACCUAAUGCAGGGGUUCCCAAACUGUGGUUCAUGGACCACCAGUGGUCUGUGAGCUUCAAUCAGGUUGUCCACGGCAUCUCUGUAAAAAAAUUAAAAUAAAAAUCACAGCACUUCGCACAGCACAUUGCAAUUGCUACAACAGACAGAAAUAUUAUCAACUGGUCUACCAAGCCCCUCAGAAAUAUUUAAGUGGUCCAUUAGGAAGAAAAGGUUUGGGAACCACUGCUCUAGUGCAAUGAAAACAGGACUAAAGCUGGAAAAGUGCAUCGUUUCAAUAGGACAUUUUCAUUUCUGACCACCCUUUAGGGAUGAAAGUACAUAUCUGAAAUCCUUUUGCCUCUGUGAGACUACAGGAAGGACUCCAUGUCCCACAGCACAGCUAAGACAUACAAAGUAAAUCUCCCACUCAUUUAAGCGUUAUCUGAUGGCUUCUGCAUGCCCUUCCCAUUAUUUUCCUGCAAGAUCUAGCAUUUGAAGUAAUUUAUUUACAGGAAACGUUUAA